Molecule: messenger RNA, 1470 nt
Organism: Hyaena hyaena (striped hyena)
Lineage: Eukaryota; Metazoa; Chordata; Mammalia; Carnivora; Hyaenidae
Gene: BNIPL
Product: BCL2 interacting protein like
Exons: 8
Coding region: 336-1163 (275 amino acids)
Biological process (GO): apoptotic process
Cellular component (GO): cytoplasm
Source: RefSeq, a predicted model, not a curated record
UUGGAGCUGAAGGAGGAGUGGCAAGACGAGGAAUUCCCCAGGUGAGGACCGCGGCAGACGAACCUUGGGAAAAGGGAGGGAUGCUCAGGAAUGGAGGGCAGGGAUGAGAAACGAGGGCUUGAAGGAAGGAGGGGGGAAAGGCAGAGGUGGUAAAAUGGUGGAGGGGCGAGAGGUUUGAUAAAUUGAUACCUGGCUCCAUGUGGUUAAUCUGCAUUUAACCUCUCCCCUCUAGACUUCUUCCUGAGGAAGCUGACCCUUCUGAAGAUCCUGAGGAUCCCGAGAGAGCCUCCCAGGCAGGUACGCCCAGCACUUUAGCCCUGUGUGGCCCACGCCCCAUGCGUAAGCGUCUCUCUGCCCCAGAGCUGCAGCUGAAUCUGACAACGGAACCCAGAGGCCAUGGAGCUUCUGCCACUCACUCCGUACCUUCCUCUCUUGAUGGCAGUUCUGACCUGGAGGUAGACGAAUUGGAGACACCUUCAGACUCGGAGCAGCUGGACAGUGGACAUGAAUUUGAAUGGGAAGAUGAGCUGCCCCGCGCAGAGGGACUGGGGGCCAGUGACGCAGCAGAAAGGCUGGGCCGGGGUUGUAUGUGGGAUGUGGCUGGAGAAGAUGGUCGUCACUGGAGGGUGUUCCGAACAGGACAGCGGGAGCAGCGAGUGGACAUGACUGUCAUUGAGCCCUACAAGAAAGUCCUCUCUCAUGGAGGUUACCAUGGUGAUGGCCUCAACGCUGUCAUCGUCUUUGCUUCCUGUUAUCUCCCCAGCAGCAGUGUCCCCAACUACACCUAUGUCAUGGAGCACUUGUUCAGGUAUAUGGUGGGCACUCUGGAGCUGCUGGUAGCUGAGAACUACCUGCUUGUCCACUUGAGUGGAGGCACGAGCAGGGCCCAGGUCCCAGCUCUGGGCUGGAUCCGCCAAUGUUACCACGCUCUGGACCGCCGGCUCCGGAAAAACCUGAGCGCUCUGGUGGUUGUCCACGCGACCUGGUACGUGAAGGCAUUCCUGGCGCUGCUGCGACCCUUCAUCAGUUCCAAGUUCACACGAAAGAUCCGUUUUCUGAACAGCCUGGGAGAGCUGGCCCAACUCAUCUCCUUGGAUCAGGUUCACAUCCCUGAAGCUGUCAGACAGUUGGACCGGGAUCUCCAUGGCUCAGGAGGGACCUAGCCUAAGACAGGAACCCAGGACCCUGAUCAGAACCAAGCAAAGAUAUCCAUCUGCCCGUGUCCUACCCCUGAAACAUCCGACCCCCUCAUCCUCAAUCCCAGUGCCACUGGACCUUCACCUGUCAUUCCUCUCAUAACCCUGCCUUCAAAGCGGGGCUCCGAGGCCCGCCACCUGAUCUGCCCGGGGAACCAUCACUUCAGCUAUAGGGGUGCAUGUAGGGGUGUCUUGUGCGGGAAAGGGCGAGGCUGUGGGUGUUAGUCCUGCUGGAGCUGCAGAACCGUCGGCACAGAACUGCGUCUCUCUGAGU